Messenger RNA from Puma concolor (puma), 1201 nucleotides. NCBI's taxonomy places the organism in Eukaryota, Metazoa, Chordata, Mammalia, Carnivora, Felidae. The record is from RefSeq and is a predicted model, not a curated record.
AUGCAUGCAAAACUGAGCUGCUCCAACCAGCAGCCUACGUCAGCCGGCCGCCUCUUCAGUGGGACCAUCUUGGACCUCCAGCCCCGAGGACCCUUGGCCGAAGGCGGCUGCGUGAAUAAGCCCAAGCAAAAGCGGCUGAAGCACCACCCAGCCAACCACGAAAUCACGAGAAAUUGUGCUGUCAUUACCGGAGGCCACUAUGACGUGGACUGCUACGUGGAGGACCCCCUGGGAAAGACCAUCUACAGGGAAACCAAGAAGCAGUACGACAGCUUCACGCACCGGGCCGAGGUCAAGGGCGUUUAUCAGUUUUGCUUCAGCAAUGAGUUCUCCACCUUCUCUCACAAGACUGUCUACUUUGACUUCCAAGUGGGCGACGAGCCCCCCAUCCUCCCAGACAUGGGGAACAGGGUCACGGCCCUCACCCAGAUGGAGUCGGCCUGUGUGACCAUCCACGAGGCCCUGAAGACGGUGAUUGACUCCCAGACGCAUUACCGGCUCCGCGAGGCCCAGGACCGGGCGCGGGCGGAGGAGCUGAACAGCCGGGUCUCGUACUGGUCUGUCGGCGAGACCGUCGCCCUGUUCCUGGUCAGUUUUGGCCAGGUGCUGCUGCUGAAAAGCUUCUUCACGGAGAAGCGGCCCGCCCCCCGGGUGGCGCACUCCUAGUCCCUGUGCUCUGCCCCCAGCACGGAGCUGCCCUCCUAGGUCACGGGCUCCUGCUGGGCCGGAGGCAGAGCCGCCCGGGGAGGGGCGGGGGGGGGGGGCACCGAGCUCCCAGGUGCCCGUUCCUGGUGUCCCGGCGGCCGGCGCCCACAGAGCCCGGUGACGGGGACGCAUCUGACUGCGUUACGUGCGCGACGCCGAGAAGAGCGAGUGGUCAGGCUGAGACUGGCCGCUGUGCAGGGCCACAGGAAGUGAGCCGCGUCUGGCCAGAGGAGGCCUCCUGGGGCGGCUCCGGGCGUUCCCUCUGCCCCACGGUGCCCGGGUCAUCCGGCCCGUGUGUGUCCAGGCCUCUGUGCGGAAGAAGGGGCUCUUUAGUCCGCUUCCCUCUGUGGAGCUGUCUGUGCCUGGAGAAGCCGGGCCCCGGGGCGGGCGGCUUUGCAGAAAUUUCCCGUCCCGGGUGAGCAGAGGUGCCCGCCGUGGAAGCGGGAGGAAACCGGUGGCCGGUGCCCUCGGUCGGCUGUAUCUCCCCGGGGGCAGC